AUGGCGAUGCCCAGGGUCUCAGAUCUUCACGAUCAAGACUCCUUGGUUGCGAACGCAAUGAGUAAAAAUCCCUGCACCAAAAGUUCAGCUGGCACUGAAAAGAUAAAGGAUGUAGCUCCUAGGAUUGAUGGGCAUGCAAGGCAUCUGAUAGAUAAGGCAGUUAUAUUUUAUGACAAUAAUGAGAAUGAGAAGCUAGUAUUGCAGCAGAAACAGACUGAUGAAAAUAAUGGUACCAAUCAUGCUGAGGCAAAGGGGGAUGCGUUCAUGCCUGCAGGUACAGAUGCACACUUUGCGGAUCCAUCAGCGUUUAACAAGGAUAGGAUUCCCAACCCUAAGCCUCAAGGAGGUGCUCCUAUUGGUCAAGUGACCCCCGCAUGCAAGAAGUGUGGCAAGAACCAUAAGGGUGAGUUGUUAGUGGGUUUGAAUGUGUAUUAUCAAUAUGGUAAGAUGGGUCAUCAUGCUAAGAAAUGUAAGGUCAAGUAUGGUCAUCCUCAAAGCCAAGUUGCUCAAGAUGCUCAACUGCAACCAAAAGGUGUUCAACGCAAUAAUCGAUUUUAUGCUCUUCAUGGUAGGCAAGAGGUGAAUACGACUCCUGAUGUGGUUAUCGGUAUGUUACCGGGUCUUUCAAUAUGA
Solanum dulcamara is the source of this 633-nucleotide messenger RNA. RefSeq lists its product as uncharacterized. The transcript has 4 exons. Bases 1 to 633 code for a protein of 210 amino acids. The record is from RefSeq and is a predicted model, not a curated record. NCBI's taxonomy places the organism in Eukaryota, Viridiplantae, Streptophyta, Magnoliopsida, Solanales, Solanaceae.